Molecule: messenger RNA, 2772 nt
Organism: Etheostoma spectabile (orangethroat darter)
Lineage: Eukaryota; Metazoa; Chordata; Actinopteri; Perciformes; Percidae
Gene: mob2a
Product: MOB kinase activator 2a
Exons: 5
Coding region: 502-1218 (238 amino acids)
Source: RefSeq, a predicted model, not a curated record
CUUCCGGACUCCGAUUUUAGACUUCGCUCAGAAAGCAGCAGCUCCAGUGGAGGUUCAGGCUGUCAGCUAGCACGGUAGCCAUACAAGGCUUCAUGACAGAGGUUACCGAGUUGACCAGCGGCAUCCCAACAGACAAGCCUCGCUCGGCGCCACUGCACACUGGACACCGCACACCGCUGCCCUGCUCUCCUCCGCUCGCCUUCGUAGGUCAAAGUCACUCAAUGCCUGCACUCCCGCUACCAGCUAAGAUCUGACUGUGUUACUGCCACUUCAUGAUCCGAGCCAGCUGAGGAUCAAAAUAAGGACAAACGCUCAAAGUUUGUAUUUUCACCGGCUAGGAUCCAGCAGCUGGGACGGGCCCCGGGGACAGCGACGGGACUCGGGGACCAGGCAGCCAGGGCAGCGAGGGUGGUGGCCGGAUAAACUAGGGGGUCGCCUCCAGCUCCUGGUGGAUUCAUCCCCUGCCAGCUAACGUUAGCUAAGCUAGCUACAGACGGCACCAUGGACUGGUUAAUGGGGAAGUCGAAGACGAAGCCAAAUGGAAAGAAGCCUCCUGCAGAAGAGAAGAAGCAGUACUUGGAGCUGGAGUACACAAAAAUCCGUGUUGUGGACUUUGACCUCAAGGAGCUGGUGGUGCUUCCCAGAGAGAUAGACCUCAACGAAUGGCUAGCCAGCAACACGACGACGUUCUUCAAUCUUAUCAACUUGCAGUACAGCACCAUCUCAGAGUUCUGCACUGGGGACACCUGUCAAGCCAUGACAGCCUGCAACACAAUAUACUACUGGUAUGACGAGAGGGGGAAGAAGACGAAGUGCACUGCUCCACAAUAUGUUGAUUUCGUAAUGAGUCUCUGUCAGAAACUGGUCACAGACGAGGAGAUCUUCCCUACAAAAUACGGCAAAGAGUUCCCCAACUCUUUUGAGUCCUUGGUAAAGAAGAUCUGCCGGUACCUGUUCCACGUGCUGGCUCACCUCUACUGGGCGCACUUUAAAGAGACAGUGGCUCUGGACCUGCAGGGCCACUUGAACACUCUGUAUGCACAUUUCAUCGUUUUCGUAAGGGAAUUCAGCCUGGUCGACCCCAAGGAGACCUGUAUCAUGGACGACCUGUCUGAAGUCCUUUGCACCCCUGUCCCGCCACCCGCGCCCACCCCAGCACCUUCCGCCCCAGCCUCAGCGCCCUCCCCUUCUUCACAAAACCACGUGACGGAGAGAUGAGCGGGUCGGCUAUGAGACGGCAGCCCCGGGGGUGAUAGAAGAUAAGAUAGAGAGAAGGAGAGAGAGCCUGGCCCCCUUCCUCGGUGCCAGCAGGACUUACAGACCUUCCACGACCCUUAUGUUUCGCCAUGGCACCAACCAACAAGCUGGGGGGAAGGGGGGGGGAAGGCGGGGAGGGUUUUUCUGGGGGGGGGCGGGGGGGUUUGGGGUGGCGGAGAGGGAUUUGUCGCGCCAGCAGGAAUUGGCGUGAGCAUUCCUCCCAGGGGCAAAUCCUCUCCUCUCUGCAAUUUAAAAGUAGGAACAAAAAAGUAUGUGUAUGUUUUAUUUUUUGUUUAAUUUCACUUUUGUUGAAGUUUUUAUUCAGUUUUUAUUUUUUGUUGUGGGUGGGGUGGGGGGGGCGAGGGGUGCAGUGUGUCCUUCACCUCCCUCUGUCCUCUGCCUAACAGACAGUACAGGAAGGGGGCUCUGCUUUGCUUCAACCGACUAUUGUACAGUGUUGUUGAUGUGUGGAGGAGAAGCGGCUCUGCUCUGCGGGCUCGUCCUGCAGCCGUACGGCCACUACGCUGGCCAGUAGGGAGCCACGUUACUGCCAUGACGGGGCGAUGCUAGCCAAUCACUGUUUGGGUUGUUUAUGCGGGGGUGGGAGGGUCAAAGCGCGUCCUACUCAGGACCUGAGAGAACACGUCACUGCUGCCAGAGAGACGCUACUCUCUCAUUUUCCAUUCUCUGUCCCUUGUUCACCGGACUGCUCAGUCCUUCAUAUGACAGAUGCUAAUCGUGUUUAACUACAGUAUAGUCUCAUAACGUACCCCUAACAAACAUGUCCUAGCGCCGACCUGUAGAGGGCAGCAAACAUGAAGACAACGCCACAAAGACAAGGAGACGGAGAAGAAAAUCAGAAGAUUGUGCGUUAGGUAUUUAAUCUGAUCAGAGUUGAUACUUUGAGGCAGACUGGUGCCCGCGUGAGGCUGAAUCAGUGUUGUUUGCCGGUGUUCUGCACAUCAGCAUUCCCCUGCACCAACACCACCACCACCACCACCACCCACCCCCCACUCCAGCAGCACAGAAGGACAAAGACAUGAGGUAAUGUCUGCAGGCCCAGAGAGGCAGUGAUGGAGACAGGAAGAGGGCUGGGAGUAGACGGUGUGGAGCGGCUCACUCAGUGUAAAACUAAAAACCUCCACUUCUGGUUUAUUGUUUUUACCGGUCCCCAUAAGAUUUGCUUUUUUUUCCUCAAUUUUCUUUUUUUUUUUAAAGAUUAUAAGAGGAAAAUUUGUUCAGAAAUAACAAUACUGGUAUCAUUACAGAUGUAUAAAAAAUGCAGUCUGCUCGGACUGUACAAAGAAUCGCAAGGGGGGUUCUGUCAGACAGCCUCUGUGUGGAGGAGGAUUGGGUUUAUAGUUCUCCUUUUUUUUUUAAUUUAUUUUAAUUUUUUUUUGCAGGGUUCUUCAGUUCUGGCUCUCGUUUUUAUGUAUUUUAAUUAUUAACUAAGUUAAAAGCAAUUUAAUAUUUUAAGCUCUGCAGAUCAUAAUCUAAUAAAAGAGAGAAAUGCCA